AUACGCGUCCGCACAAGUGUGCCGACCUGGACCCGACGGGCGCGACGAGAAAUAUGACGUGCAGCGGUCGCCGCAACGUUUACAUUGUAUUUCAUUAGAUAUCCCGUGCGCACCACGGUUGUUUUUUUUUUUUUUUUUUGUGUUUUUCGAUUUGAUUUUUUGUUUUCCUCGUCUCCGGACAUCGGCGGCGCACGUUGCGCUUUCCAUUUUGGAUCGACUACCUACGUGUUUUUUCCAGCACCCGCAUCGGGUUUCCAACGAUGGGCUCGAACGCCGUGUCCCUAUCAGUGGCCAUAAUCAUCGUCGCCAUCACGUCCAUUGCCACGACCAAUGGUUGCCAAUUUUAUCCCGUCGACAAUCACUUCAGGUUUGUUAGAUUAUCGGAAACCACACCAGUCGGUUCUGAGGUGAUGCAGAUCGAGGUGCAUCCAAGGAGAAACCUCAAUUUGCAACCAAUCGAUAAUCACGAUGACGUGGCGUUUUUCAAAUUCCGCACAAUUAACCGAACAGCGAUUUCGUUGAGGUUGGCUCGAUCUCUUGAUGAUUUAGUCGACCGACCAAAUCCUAUCGAAAUACUUAAAGUCAAAUUGGUGUGCGGAGUCGAAGACGCUUCGUUCGGCUCGUCCAUUGUCAUUACCGCGUACGUCGACGACGUCAACGACAACAGUCCCAGUUUCAUCGGCGCGCCGUAUGGAGCGGAAAUCUCCGAGUCAACACCAAUCGGAACGACUGUUGUGCGGGGAAUAAAAGCAGUAGACGCCGAUAAACCGAACACUCCCAACUCGGAAGUGCGAUACUUAAUCGCCGCGUCGAAAUCUCAAGCCAAGUUUUCGUUGGUGAUGGAUGCCAACGGUUCCGCGACAGUGGUGCUCAAGGAAUCGCUUAACUUCGACACCGGAGACGAACGGUUCCUGUUGGAAGUGUACGCCAAGGACGAAGGAUCUCCGUCCAGGAACGCCAGCACUAUCGUUGAUGUGCGCGUGAAACGGGACGAGUCUAAAGUGUUGAAAUUCUCUAGUGACGUUUAUCACAGUCAGUUCAAAGAACAUUUUCCGAUAACGGGAAAAAAAAUUCUCCAAGAAAUUCCUUUCAACCCGCCGAUUCGCGCGUUUUACGAGAACAAUACACUAAACGCUUCAAUCCGAUACUCGUUGACGUCGUUGGACUUCGACGAUGACGUGUUUCACGUAGAUCAAAUAUCUGCGAAGAUAUACCUGAACAAGGAAAUCGACGCGGAUUUACUUCCAUCAAACAUAUUUUUACUGAAGAUCCAAGCGGUGGACGUGAACAACCCGUCGAAAAAAGCGUUCGCCGAGGUGGAGAUCGAAGCGAUCGACGUGAACGACAACCAGCCGAAGUUCGAGGUGGACUCGUACAACGUGAGCGUGUUCGAGAACAUCCCCAACGGGUACAACGUGCUGCGGGUGGUGGCCACCGACUUGGACCAGGGCGACAACGGCGAGUUCGUCUAUCACCUGGUUGACCCUAGCCAGGCGUUCACCAUCGAUGGCAAGACCGGUUGGAUAACGGUACGGAAUCACACGAAACUGGACCGCGAGCAGAAGACGAGUUUCUCGUUGCGGGUGUACGCGCGCGAGAAGAUACCGUUCGUGAUGCACCAAAAAGAAACCGGGGACGCAUUUGUCAGCGUGGAAAUCGUUCUGGUCGACGUUAACGACAACGGGCCGACGUUCGUGCCGAACAACCAGUACAGUUUCAAGACAAAAGUGGACCACGCGAUAGGAGCUACGAUUGGCAAGGUCGAAGCCGUGGACCCGGACGACGGGGACAACGGGCGCGUGGUGUACAGGGUCUCGUACUCGCCCAACAACGAUUCGGAAGUGUUCGCCGUCAACCCGGAAACAGGCGAGGUGUUCGCCAACGAGACGCCGUUGCGCGCGGGCGUGCACACGAUCAUCGUGAACGCUUCGGACCAGGCGGUCGACCCCAAGGAAAUGAAGUACUCGUUGGCCGUGGUCACGAUCGCGGUGGUCAUGGAAGAAAUCGUCCAUCCCGAUUUCGUCAACGCCCCGUACGAGUUCUGGGUCGGAAGCGACGUGCCGGUGGGUACGAGCGUGGGCCAAGUGCGAAUAGUCUCGGAGAACCCGGACAUCGAUUACGAUCUGCUGCACACGUACCAGGAAGGAGUGCCGUUCGCCGUCGAGGAGAAGACCGGUACGAUUUCGGUAGUCGACAUCAUCACAAACUUCGACCGGACCGACUACGAGUUCGAAGCCGUAGCCACGGACAACCGGGACCUGAUCAUCUCCACCAACGUCACCAUCCACAUAGUGUACUCGGAUUCCAGUCAGACGUUGUCGAAGACCGUGGAUCCCAUAAGUCUGAUGUUCCGAGUGCGAGAGAAUCUGCCGGGCGUCGCGAUCGGGAGACUGUGGAACGUGGACUUCUCGAACUCGUCGACCAUGUCCAAGCCGAGUUUCAUCGUUGCCGACCCGGACGACGGGGAACUGUUCACCGUGUCCGAGGACGGCGUUUUGUACACGAAAUCCGGCUUGGACAGAGAGACCAAGGACAGCUUCAAGUUGACCGUCAUCGCGGACCGGAAGACGAAGACUGGGAUACACCACGCGACCAUAUUUCAGAUACGCAUCGUGGUGGACGACGAGAACGACAACGCGCCUGAGUUCCAAAUAAAGCACUACGAGGGUUCGGUAACGGAAAACUGUGACGUCGGUACACACGUCGACUUGAACGCGCCUGUUAGAACAAUAGAUCGAGACUUGGGACCUAACUCUGUUUUUUCGUUGACUUUAAAAGGAGAAGGUAGCGAAGUGUUCGCCAUCGACAAGGAGUCCGGGGACGUGACCGUCUCGCGACCGACGGUCGAUCGGGAGGCCAAGGACACGUACCACCUAAAGAUCGUGGCCACGGAUCGGGGCAACCUGACGUCCGAGGCUUCGCUCACCAUACGCGUGACCGACGUGAAUGACAACGUGCCCGUAUUCAAACGCAUAGCCGUGUACACGAAGGACAAGGUGCGGGUGGCCGCCAGCAGCCGGUCGAACGUGUCGGUGACAGUGGGUGACCGGCCGGUGCCGCACCGGUUGGACAACGCGACCACGACCAUGGUUGCGUGGCUGCCGGACACCGUACAACCGGGCACUCCGAUACUGGCGGUGACAGCCGAAGACGCGGACUCCACUGGGUCGGCGAUCACGUACCGGCUGGCCAGGGGCGGGUUGGAGUUCGCCGUGCACCCGGUUUCUGGUCAACUGUCCGUGGUGGGUCAACUGAAGAUCGGCGAACAGGCGUUGAACGUAACCGCGGAGGACGAAGGCGGCUUAACCGCGUGGAUACUGAUUGUCGCGUUCGUCGAGGAAGACGUUCUGUUCGAGAAAAAGGCGUACGAGUUCUGGGUGCCCGAAGGCUCGUACAAGAGCCACGAGAUCGGGUGCGUCAUCACGGAGGAGAGUUCGGUCACGUACUCGUUGUCCAAGAAGAGCUACCGUAACCCUGCGUUCUCCGUGACCGACGCCGGGUGUCUGCUGGUGUCCGGCGAUUUGGACCGGGAGACCAGGGAAUCGUUCGACCUGCGGCUGACGGGCAAGCGGAAUUCCGGCGGAACGCCGUCCACCGUCGACGUGAUCGUCAAGUUGUUGGACGUCAACGACAACGCGCCACAGUUCCGAAACCACCACCGAGUGCGGAAGUUGUCCGCCGAGGAGAUCGGCCUCCAAGGGUUCCAGGGCGAACUCACCGUGCCCGUCUACGAAGCCACGUUGGCCGAGUCCGGGCCUGAGGGCACCAUGGUCACUAGGAUCGUGGCUGAGGAUCCGGACGGGCCGGAUGACGGGAACGCCGACGUUAGGUACAGCCUUUUCGGGUCGGGCUCGGAACAUUUUGACAUCGAUCCCGCGACCGGCGUGGUCACGCUGAAGGGCCCGUUGCAGGGUGGCAUCUAUAACGUGACCGUGGUGGCGUCCGAUUCUGGUUUCUCCAGGAAGGACAACGCGGCGCUGCUGGUGGUCAGCGUAGCGGACAAGAGCGCGGUUGCCGAGGAACCACUGCUCGAACUCCGUUACUUCGAAGUGGAGGUCGAGGAGAACUGUUUGGUGCCGUUGGAGAUCCUCAAGCUGAACGUGACCACGCGGUUCAGACGAUUCGCCGCGUCCGUCAGUUACUCGAUAAUCCCGUCGGAGAACAGCGAAAGCUUCGAGAUCGAUUCGAAAAACGGUAACGUCUACCUGAUCGACAGCCCCGAUCGGGAAUCGACGCCCACGCUCACGGUAAUGGUUCGUGUCGAGGUGACCGGAAGGAAGGGGAAAUCCACUUACACGGUGCACCCGAUCGCGCAGGACAUAGCACUGAACGAAGCCCGAAUCGUGCUCAGGAUAAUCGAUCAGAACGACAACGCUCCGAGGUUCGCCAACGAUAGCACGCCGGCAAUCGCAGCCGUGUCUCCGAUGACAGGUUACGGGUCUCCGGUGGCCACGGUCAGGGCGUUCGAUCCGGACCUGGGCUUGAACUCGGACAUCAGAUACUCGAUGAUUGGGGAUCCCGCGGAGAAGAGAUACUUCAACGUGGACGAGCACACGGGACUGAUACGCACGAUCGGCGGAUUCAGCCAGCUAAGGAACAACACGGUUUUCGGCUUCGACGUACGUGCCACCGACCGGGCCGGUGCGCCCGACGGUCGAUCGGCGAUCACGAACGUUUUUGUGUACAUUUUGAACGAUCACAAGCUUAUAACGCUGGCGCUGGGGAAACAACCGUCGGUCGCGGAGAAGUAUGCGGAUCUCGUCACGGGUUCAAUGACCAACAUCACCGGGUGCACGGUUAAAAUAUGGAGGAUUGAUUCGAAUGUAAAUAACAUGACUGACAUUCAACUCUAUGCAGUGGAUCCUAUCACGAAUGCAUUGGCCGAUAGCGAUUUGUUAAUGAAUUUGAUGUUGGACCACCAGGACGAGAUCAAUCGCGCGCUAAAACCGCUGCAGUUUAUCGGAUUCUCCCGGAUGCCGAAAAGCCACGGGGAUGUGGUCGUGGAGAACACGAUGAGCUUAUACACGACGUUCGAGCUGCUGACGGUGAUGUUCGGGUUCAUCAUAUUCAUGGGCGCCAUCACCGGUGUGGCGUGCGUGUGUACGGGACGAAAAAGGGAGAAGCAGAAAACCGUCACGUCAUACGGGAACUUCGGUUUUCACGAGAGGUCUCCGUUCUCGGCGAGCAAUGGCAGCCUUGCGCAGCUAUCCACCUGCGAGCCCAGAUCCUUGCAGAACCCCAUGUCGUUCAUGGAGGGCUCGCUGCUAUACGGCGGGGCCGUGACUAACCCCAAACACCUGAGGAGAGGCCUGCGAUGCACACAGUCCAGGACCAUCAUCCCCGUCGAACCUCCGAUCACCCGGAUGAGGCCUCAGCAGUGCGGGUCAACCAGGAGCAAUGAUCCCACGGACCAGUCUCAGAACGAGUGUUGUUCUUGUAGCAGCGCGACCGGCAGCACGGGCACGGCCAGUCUCACCGGGUCGUUCGUCGUAAAGUCCAGCGAUAACUUCGAAGACUCGUUGCGUUCGAUGGACAGAGUCAACAACAGUGUGAGCUGCCAGGGGCAUUCGCAACGAAGUUGCUGCAACGAAGACGAUUCGAACCAGACCCAAACGAGUAUCGUUAAGGUCUGCAAAUGCCCGAUGUCGCUGUGAUUCAUAUUCAAAUGCUCAUUAUUUUAAUAAAAUUAAUAUUA
Molecule: messenger RNA, 5695 nt
Organism: Sipha flava (yellow sugarcane aphid)
Lineage: Eukaryota; Metazoa; Arthropoda; Insecta; Hemiptera; Aphididae
Gene: Cad89D
Product: cadherin-89D
Exons: 23
Coding region: 261-5654 (1797 amino acids)
Biological process (GO): homophilic cell-cell adhesion
Cellular component (GO): plasma membrane
Molecular function (GO): calcium ion binding
Source: RefSeq, a predicted model, not a curated record